AUGGAAGCCGCUCACCGUGAUAUCCUGAGGAAGAAUUACUCCGGCCUAGUGCAAGCUAUACAGCCAGUACAAGAGGUGGUCGACAAACUGUUACAGUUUAAAGUUCUCACUUGCCUCAUGAAAGCCGAGAUUAUCGAGAAACCACAAACCUCCUUUGACCGGGAAUUAGAGACAGACAAGACAGAGCUACAGGAUCCUCGUUGUCAUAUAGACUUAGGCAAUGACGUAUUUGUGACGGCCAAGAUGUGGAAUGAUGAACUGAACAUUCAUGUAAGGAAGUACGAUGUAUAUCCUAGUGGGAGAAGUUAUCCUACCAAACGUGGUAUUGUCCUGAGUUUGAAACAUUGGCUGGAACUUAGUGGAGUCCAUUUCAAGCUUCAGGAGGCCAUCGAUCAAGGAAGGACCCAUGAUUAUGCUCAUGUUGGAGCCAAUAUGUAUGCUACUUUGGAUCCAAAUGGUGGUGUGGAUCUACGACAGUGGGAGAAAUAUGAACACCUGGGAAGAGUGGUACCUACGGCUAAGGGUAUCUUGUUAUCCAAACAACAAUGGCAGAAACCGAGAGACUGUUGUGAUGUGAUGACAGAUUUCGUGCCAGAACUGAAAGAGAUGGUUCCUUGUAUGGGACAAGAGGAUCAUCAAAACCAGAUAGGGUACCUCAUGUGUUCCUUCUGUAACCCUAACUCGGACCACAAAGCAGUCAACAACGUGCCCCGUGUGCAAUCAGAUUUUUUCCAGAAGGGACGUCAUGCUUAG
This is a messenger RNA of Haliotis rubra (blacklip abalone), 753 nucleotides long. RefSeq lists its product as uncharacterized. Gene Ontology annotation, biological process: regulation of apoptotic process; regulation of DNA-templated transcription. NCBI's taxonomy places the organism in Eukaryota, Metazoa, Mollusca, Gastropoda, Lepetellida, Haliotidae. The transcript is spliced from 3 exons. The coding region runs from base 1 to 753 and encodes 250 amino acids. Gene Ontology annotation, molecular function: DNA binding. The record is from RefSeq and is a predicted model, not a curated record.